CGCCGCCGCGCGUGAGCAGCCCGGUACGAGAAUAACAAAGCAGAAGAAGAAGGAGAAGCAACCGAACAGCUUCGAGAAGAUGUCUGAGUACGCAGCGUCCCAGAAGAGUACCCUGAAACUAAAAGGCGUGGGGAGCAUUUCAGCUGGAAAAAAGAAGAAGAAGAAGGAUAAAGAGAGUAAGCGUCGCUUGGAGCAGCUUGCCAACGGUCAAAAUGAAGAGGAGGGGAAAUCCACGAAGACAUACGUUGACAAAAGAACACCGGCUCAAAUUGCCUUUGACAAGAUGCAAGAGAAGAGGCAAAUGGAGAGGAUUUUGAACAAAGCCUCUAAGACGCACAAACUCCGAGUGGAGGAUUUCAAUCGCCACCUGGACACGCUGACGGAGCAUUACGACAUCCCCAAAGUCAGCUGGACCAAAUAGAAGAGGAGCAGUUGGUUACUUGGCUUUUUGUUUAUUACUCGAGCUUUUAUGUAUUUACAAGUAAAAUAUAUUAAUUGGCAUUCAGUCAUUGUUUUAAUUCCUGAUCUAUACAUUAAAGGAUUUAAGUGAAGGAA
This is a messenger RNA of Gasterosteus aculeatus aculeatus (three-spined stickleback), 555 nucleotides long. RefSeq names its product family with sequence similarity 32 member A (gene fam32a). Gene Ontology annotation, cellular component: nucleolus. The record is from RefSeq and is a predicted model, not a curated record. Lineage: Eukaryota; Metazoa; Chordata; Actinopteri; Perciformes; Gasterosteidae.